This is a messenger RNA of Apiotrichum porosum, 897 nucleotides long. RefSeq lists its product as uncharacterized. The transcript is spliced from 6 exons. The record is from RefSeq and is a predicted model, not a curated record. Gene Ontology annotation, biological process: transmembrane transport. The coding region runs from base 1 to 897 and encodes 298 amino acids. Lineage: Eukaryota; Fungi; Basidiomycota; Tremellomycetes; Trichosporonales; Trichosporonaceae.
AUGUCUGCGAUAGCCCUCCCGAUCGAGGACGAGCUCCACCCGGCUCACGAGCUGGCACUCAAGAUGCUGCUCGCAGGCGUGGGUAACUCUGUCAGCGCAACAAUCACCAACCCUGCAGACCUGGUCAGGCAGCAGCUGUACAUCAAGCAGGGCUCUGGUCUGUCUCCAAGCUUUCUCCAUGUGCUCCGUGACAUGGUCCGCAACGAGGGGUUUAUGAGCAUUUACAACGGCGUGUCGGCUUCGAUCUGUCGUGAAAUGUCCUACUCGGGUAUCCGCAUGGGCUGCUACGACCUGUUCAAGACCGGUCUGGUCGGCGCCUCGAGCCUCGAUCCACACAGCGUGGCGGUCAAGCUCGGCGCAGGGAUGGGAAGCGGCAUGCUCGGCGCGGCAAUUGCCAACCCGGCCGACGUGCUCAAGGUCCGUCUCCAGGCUAUCGGCGGAUCCAAGAUGGGUCUGUUGGCACAUGGCAGACAGAUUCUGAAGGAGGACGGUAUCAGGGGGUUCUACCGCGGUCUCGUGCCGACGAUUCUGAGGGCUGGCGUCCUCACCUCGUCCCAACUCGGCUCGUACGACGUCGCCAAGCACUGGGUCCGCACGCACUACCCAACCUACUUCCCCGAAGGUUUCCUCACCCACUUCAUCUGCUCGGGCUUUGCCGGUUUCGCGUGCUCGGUGGCCUCGGCACCCAUCGACACGGUCAAGGUGCGCGUCAUGAACGACCGUGCGGGCAAGUUCAAGUCGGGCCUGGACUGUGCCGUCCAGUUGAUGCGCUACGAGGGGCCGUUGGCGUUUUACAAGGGAUUCUUUGGAUGCUGGAUCCGCCUGUGGCCGCACACGGUCAUCUCGCUCAUCAUCUUUGAGAAACUGAGAGCUUUGGUGGGUCUCAAGCCAAUCUAG